AUUUCACUGUCUUUGAAUAUUCUACAUAGUUGUGCAGUAUCAGACAUACAUAUUCUGUUAUAUCAGACUUAUUUUUAUUUGUGAAUUUCACAAAUAAAUGUUGGAUAAAUACUAAUGGAUCACAUCUCUGGGGUACUGUGAUAUGUAAUAAACAUAAUCUCAUGCCAAGAUUACGGAAGGACCGAGGACUUGAAAGUAGGUGGGGUGUUAAGUAUUAUACAGCAGUGAGAAAUGCUGUUUUUAUGAUACAGACACCCCCUUAUGUGCCACCAGAACGACCUCCAUCUGUGAAGAAACAUGACACAGAGUCUGACACUUUAUAUUUGUGUCCACAAUGCAAAGAUCGCUUUCACUUUCGAAGCAGUUUGGAGGACCAUCAUGCACGAAAAAGUUGGAUAUUGGGAUACUGGUGUCAACAAUGCUUUAUGACAGUUUGUACACAUGAUUCUGUAGGAGGCUCUUUAUGCUCUGCAUGUUCAAGGUUAGAACGUGAGAAACGUAUGUAUUUAAGAAACAAAGGCUUGCAUAAAACUCAAAAGCUUGGGGCAGUUGCACUUUUUUUUAAUCAAUGUCAAUUCCUUGCACAUCUGAAAGCCCAUUCUGUUACAAAUGUAAACAUGGGUGACCUAAUGUUAAUGCCUGUUCCAUCAAACCUAUCUCAAAAUUGGGAUUCUGAUAUUAAUACAAUAUGCGAAGCUCUCAUGGAACAUACAUUUAUAACAAAGGUUCAUAUAAUGGAUUGGUUAAGAGCUCAAAAUAUUGAGAAUGAUUGGUGGCAGAUGAUUGAAACAGAAGAUAAUAAAAAUCCUGUUAUGUCUAUUCUUAAAAAUUACAAAGGUCAACAUUACUUUCAAAAAUUAGAAAUACCAAUACAAGAAAGGGUUUAUAUUUUGAAUAAUCAAUCUGUGUCCAGUUUUUAUAAUACCCAUUCUAACAUUGAAAUGAUCAAUAGUACAGAAAGAAUUGGUAAAGCGAAAAGCUUUUCCUCUGUGGAUACAGCAAUAUUUAUUUCUGAUGAAAAUGAAAUUGAAAAUGAAGACACUCCUUGCACCAUAAAUGACAUUGCUUUUGUGGAUUGUGGGCCUGCAUCGAAACAUUUUGAACCUGAAAUUACAGUGAAUAAUACUUUGAGAAAGCAGACUACAGUUUCUGGAAAAUCAGGUCAGAAUUCGUUGGUUGUUCCGCAGAUUUCUAAAAUGAUAAUUAAAAAAUCUAAAAAAGUUAAUGCAUCAAAAUUGAAUUCUAUAUCAUCUGAUAUGAUUAUGUCAUAUGGUAAUACUAUGAUCACACCAAAAUUUAAUACAAAAGAUUCUCUUAAGAGUCCUGCUAAUAAAAAAUCAAUGAAAAAUACAAUACAUAGAUCUAGUAAGGGUGCAAUGCCAAUUAAGUUAGUUACUGGAAACAGUACUACUAGAAAGGGAAGCAAAGUAACACCAGACAAAAAUAUAUUAAUCAUGGAACCAUUGUCUAAGGUACAAUCUGAUACCUCCUCCUCUGCAACGAAAUCGGAGGCGUGUAAAAAUAAAUUGGAUAAAUUAAAGCAAAAUACAUCUGUUGUAACUGUUAAUUCUGGGCAAAAGUAUGUUACGUUCCAUAAUACGCUACAUAUUGAUAUUAAUACAAUUAUUAAACAGUUGCCACCUCACAUCGUGGCCAACAAAAAAAUUCUUUUUAUAGGACAAGACUCCAAAGCUAUUGCUGUUCAUAACGCGGAAGAGGUGCCUUCUAAAAAGGUAGUACAACUAUUACCCGAUGCAAACCGCGGAAAUGAUAUAAAAACCCAGCAGAAUAAAAUGUCGUCGCAACAUUCACCGGGGAGCGAAUCAUCCGAUAAGGAUUCAAAUAAGAGUGUCCAAAGGAAUCAAAUUGAAUCGGUUAAAAAGAAGUCGCAGACUUUAUCGAAUAAAAUUAUAUGCCAUAAUGGGCUAAAGUAUAUUAUUAAACAAUCUUUAGGUAGUACUAAACAUUUGCAAAACGGAUCUAAUGUGAUCAAAGUUAUGAAAGAAGUACAAGGAGCAGUGCAAUUAAAAUCUACGAGCGAUAUUCCACCGUUAAUACCACUUAAAUCUACCGACGUAGAAAAUUUGUCGACUCCAGAAAGAGUGAACUCUCUUCAGAGUGAUAUCUCUCCUUUAACACCUUCACCCUCUCCGUCAGAAUUGUCAAGUAGUUCCAGUUGCGAUGUACAAUCGAAACAAUCUAAUUUAACGAUAAAGGGCGCACAAAAGACCGAUGCUGCCAAUUCGAGUAGCAAAUCUGCUGCAGAUGUUAAGGCGCGUAAUAGCAACGAUUCGGUCGGGUCUCUGUCGUUUCACAAAGGCGAAGACGAGAACUUGUAUCUCGACAUGAAAUUUCAUACGCAGAAGCCAAUCUAUACGAUCGUCGAUUCCGCGGCGAUGAUCACGAAAUCGAAGCAUGAGAUGCUCAACGAAUUCUUUCAUCUUUCGUAUACGGAACUGAAAAAACGACACGAACACUUGCAACAGCUCAACGAGGAAAUAUUGACAGUAAUGGACUUUGUUCCCGAUAACGUAGUUAAAGAAAACUUGAAGAGCGUUAAUAUCUUACAGCACGUAUUGAGACAUUGCAUGGAGAAGUGUAGCGAAAAGAUUGAUGACGGAAGCACGAAGGAUCCGCAGCUCGAGGAAUGGGAAUCCGAGUACAAUACCACGGGGGAAAAAUCGCUGUGUAAAUCGUGCAAUAAACCUAGGAAACCUGAGUCUUAUAUUCCAGGAUUCUCCAAGUCCACGAAGAACGAUAUUUAUUGUUCUUGUUAUAGACAUGUUUGUCAUAAAUGCGAUACGUAUCAAGGAAAUUCGACGCGAUUCGUGGCUCAUCAGACGUUUCACGACAAAGAGAAGCCAUAUUUAUGUCCAGACUGUUAUCGUAAAUUUACGGUAUUCGGAUCUCUAGAGGCGCACACAUGGACCAGUUGUUUUCAUCCGUUAAAGAAACGUGUUCUCGGUUGCAAGAUCUGUGAAAUAGACGGUUUCAGAGACAUGGAAACUGUCUCCAGACAUUUCGCUAUCAUGCACAGUCAUAAUAAGAUAGCGUGUGAGAAAUGUUACAUCGUUUUGCCAACGUAUUCGGAAUACCAGAAGCAUUGCACAGAGAAGCACUCGGACGUAAGCGACGAACGUCCGAUAAGGCUCGCCUUGUGCAAGCUCGGCCGAUGCAUUGUACGUUGCGAAGAAUACAUGUUGCACAUGGAGAAACAUUUGGUCGUACAAAGAUUAAUAUGGUUCACGUGUCCAUUCUGCGCGUUCAUACAUGUAGAAGCGAAACCGAUAAUGACUCACUUGGAGAAUGAACAUUUGACGCAACUCUACCAAAUCAUAAGCCCUCAAGUACUGUUGAACAUUUUGCCGUCGGAAAUGGCGAGAACUUUCUUGAAGGCUGUGAUGCCACAACCGAAUAAAUUGACGGUUGCGUGCGAGGUACCUUCCGAGGUUGGAACGAUCAUGCCUAAAAUUAUAAACACCAGGACUAUUACGUCCGAAGUAUUCGAGCGUGGAACCGAAGAAGAAGCGGACGACUUCUUAAUGAAGGCAGAACCCACGAAACGUCCCAAAGAUGUUAAAGCUAAGAAAAAUCUAUUCUCGGAUCUGAAUAAAAAUUUACCCAAGAUACUUGACGUUAGAUCGAUCGCUGAUCGAUCGACGAGAUCCUCGAACUUAUCCAUUAACGGAAAUGAGACCGAACCUGCGAACAAAACGUUACGUGCAGUUGCCAAGAAGAGAUUAGAAAUAAAGAAACCGAAAACCCCGAGUAAGAUUUUCUUACCGAAAGUCGAAAUUACAGUAGAAGAAGAAGAAGAGGAAGAAAAACAAGGAACCAAAAUUGAAAUUGCGGAUAGUAGAAGCAGUAAACGGAAUAAGAAAAUAACUAACGUGAAGUUGAGCAAGUUGGAAAUUGAAGAGAUUGACGCAGAUUGUUCUUCAAACCUUCCAAAAGAUAUACUUGCAUCUGUGCCAACGAAUAGAGACGCGCCAAAUCGAAAUGAUACUCUGAACGAUAAGCAAUCUCUCGAAGGGGAUAAAGACAGAUAUCGACAGACAGAGACAGGAAUGGGUGAAACCAGUGAUACAUCUGGCGAGGAAAGUCCGACAAACGAACCGUUUCUAAAACCACCACCGCUUUCCAAAAUACCUCAGUGUAUCUUUGAAUCGGAUGGAGCUCCGAACACUGAACAAACCGUGCAAACAGAAAGAGUGUUUAUGUUCUCCCGUACCCAGAAAACUAGUAGGCAAUUUUAUCAACGACUCGCACUGAACGGUCCGGUGAAAUCGAAAGAAACGGUCUUAAAUUUCUCGUGUCCUCUGUGCGGUGAAUCGAUGAAUACGUUAUGGUCCGUUGUGAGCAAUCAUUUCGAGAGAAAGCAUUCGGAAAAUUGUAAAUUGUCGGUGGUUAAGCCAAUGUUGGUUCGAAUGUCGCCGGAAUUUAUAAACGGUGGCUACAAGGAUGUGCUGCUGGGCAACAGGAAACGCAAGUCGGAGAACGUGUCCUCGAACUCGAAGAGGAGGCGGCGGUGGACUCCGAAAAAGUAUUCCGAGGGAAGAAAUUCAAAUUUCGCGGGAGUCGGACUGUGCGUGACUCAGCAAACAGCGGAGGACAGCGAGGGAAACUUUAGGUGUAAAAAGUGUGAUCAACGGUGCUCGAACAUGACACACUUGAGGGAGCACAUCGCCUCCGCUCAUAGAAUCAGAGGGCGAUAUUUGAUUUGCCUGGAAUGCGGUGACAAUUUCGUGGUUGCGCCCAGCUUACAAAUGCACCUGAAAGCAUUCCACGGAAUAGAUGAUCCCAUAGCGUAUAUGGCUCGGAACACUUCUUAUGCUCCGGACAGUAUCGAUGAUCUCGAUGUCGAGGGAAAGGUCAUCGAGGCGAACCAGUGUCACGUUUGUAUGGCUGUCUUCGAAGACAAGGCUGCCGUGGACAAGCACCUUAGAGUUCAUGGGAUGGCGUUCCUGAAUCGAAAGAGGAUAGAGGCGCGGAACGCCAUGAAGAGCCCGGAAAAGAAAAACGAGACCGAAGAGGAGACCAGACCGACAUCGGUUCAGACUAGUCCGAAGGAACCCGUUCGAAAGGAUAAGCCGGCUGAAACUAUAUUGGAGAAAAUAAGCGUGACCAUAUAGCUAAUGGAGUCGUUACGACUGCUCGCGGCAGAGGCGACAUAGUACAGAUGUAGGAAUUUCCAUUCUUAAAUACGCGAAUCUG
This is a messenger RNA of Dufourea novaeangliae, 5214 nucleotides long. RefSeq lists its product as uncharacterized. The transcript is spliced from 3 exons. The record is from RefSeq and is a predicted model, not a curated record. Bases 162 to 5132 code for a protein of 1656 amino acids. Lineage: Eukaryota; Metazoa; Arthropoda; Insecta; Hymenoptera; Halictidae.